Malania oleifera is the source of this 2548-nucleotide messenger RNA. Its product is annotated as SEC1 family transport protein SLY1. Lineage: Eukaryota; Viridiplantae; Streptophyta; Magnoliopsida; Santalales; Ximeniaceae. The transcript is spliced from 2 exons. Gene Ontology annotation, biological process: endoplasmic reticulum to Golgi vesicle-mediated transport; intracellular protein transport. The record is from RefSeq and is a predicted model, not a curated record. The coding region runs from base 201 to 2063 and encodes 620 amino acids. Gene Ontology annotation, molecular function: syntaxin binding. Gene Ontology annotation, cellular component: Golgi membrane; cytosol.
UAAUUAAAAUUUAACAGUUCUAAGAUCAAACCAGAAACGGCGUCGUUGACCAUAUCGGGAAAUCAUAUUUACGGAAAGAAAACCAUAGACACUCUGCAAAGUCGAACCACUGGCAAGCUUGAAGAUCUCUUGGCCGCGACGACGACGACGGCGACGACAACGUAGACGAAGAUCCCUCUCCGCCCACGUAUCCUUCAUCCAUGACUCUCAAUCUCCGCCAGAAACAAACAGAAUGCAUCACAAGAAUGCUGAACCUGAACCAGCCGGUGAACGCUGCCGGAACGGCGAACGAAGAGGUGUACAAGAUCCUGAUUUUCGACAAGUUCUGCCAGAACCUCCUCUCUCCGCUCAUCCACGUCAAGGAUCUCCGCAAGCACGGGGUCACUCUCUAUUUCCUCAUCGACAAGGACCGCAAGCCCGUACACGACGUCCCCGCUGUCUACUUCGUCCGGCCAAGCCCUCAAAAUGUCCAGCGCAUAAUUGCCGACGCCUCCAAAUCCCUCUACGACAGCUUCCACCUCAACUUCUCGUCCUCGAUUCCUCGCUCGCUCCUCGAAGAUCUCGCCUCCGGAACCUUAGGUUCGGACUCCGUGCAUCGAAUUUCCAAGGUACAUGAUCAGUACUUGGAGUUUGUGACCCUAGAGGAUAACUUGUUUUCACUUGCUCAGAAUAAUAUUUAUGUUCAAUUGAAUGAUCCUUCGGCGGGUGAUCGCGAAAUUGAGGAGAUCAUCGAGAGGAUUGUAAGCGGAUUGUUUUGUGUUCUGGCCACGCUCGCCGUGGUUCCGGUGAUUAGGUGUCCCCGGGGAGGGCCGGCGGAGAUGGUCGCGGCGGCUUUGGAUCAGCGGUUGCGCGACCAUCUUUUGACGAAGAAUAAUUUGUUUUCGGAGGGUGGGGGUUUCGCGAGCUCGUUUCAGCGCCCAAUAUUGUGUCUGUUUGAUCGGAAUUUUGAGCUUGCGGUGGGUAUACAACACGAUUUUAGGUACCGGCCGCUUGUGCAUGAUGUUCUCGGGUUGAAGCUCAAUAGAUUGAGUGUGCAGGGAGAGAAGGGCGGGAUGAGAUCAUACGAGUUGGAUGGUUCAGAUCCUUUUUGGGUUGCCAACGGGGGUUUGGAGUUUCCAGAGGUUGCUGUGGAGAUAGAGACCCAGUUGAAUAAGUACAAGAAGGACGUUGAAGAGGUGAAUAGGCGGACUGGCGGGAAUGAGGGGGCUGAGUUUGGUGGUGAGGAUUUGAUCGGGAAUACAAAGCAUUUGAUGAAUGCAGUGAACUCGCUUCCAGAGCUGACUGAGCGGAAACAGGUGAUUGAUAAGCACACAAACAUUGCCACUGUACUGUUGGGUGAGAUCAAGGAGAGAUCUCUUGAUUCUUAUGCUAAGAAGGAGAUGGACAUGAUGAUUAGAGGAAACAUUGAUAGGCAUGAGCUGCUUAGUGUGCUCAGAGGGAAGGGGACGAAACUGGAUAAGCUAAGGUUUGCAAUCAUUUAUCUAAUUUCUUCAGAAAGCAUUCAACAGUCAGAAGUAGAGAUGGUGGAAGCAGCACUUAGAGAGUGUGAGGUUGAUUCUAGUGCGUUUCAGUAUGUGAAAAAGAUCAAAUCGUUAAAUGUGUCAUUGGCAUCAGCAAACUCUGCUAGCAGAAGUAACAUUGUUGAUUGGGCUGAGAAACUUUAUGGUCAGUCAAUUAGUGCUGUGACCGCAGGGAUGAAAAACUUGUUAUCUAGUGAUCAUCAACUUGCAAUGACAAGGACUGUAGAAGCCUUGAUGGAAGGUAAGCCAAAUCCUGAGAUCGACUCCUAUGUCAUGUUUGAUCCUCGUGCUCCCAAGUUUAACUCUGGAAUUGGUGGCAGCCAUCUAAAAGGGCCUUUUAAAGAAGCUAUUGUGUUCAUGAUUGGUGGUGGUAAUUAUGUGGAAUAUGGGAGCUUGCAGGAGCUUGCGCUCCGUCAGCAGCCGGUCAAGCAUAUAGUGUAUGGAACAACAGAAGUUCUCACAGGAGCAGAGUUUAUUGAGCAGCUUACACUGUUGGGCCAGAAGAUGGGACUGGGCGGCAGUGUAGCGCCCCAAACCCAGUGAGGAUGCAUGCUUGAUGUGCUUCUUGAAGCAAGCAAUCUGGUGGUGUAUGUAUGAGUGAAGAUGUACAAUGGGAAGCUAAAAAUAGUUAAGGACCCUUUUAAGCAACUGCAUCAUAUAUCCUAUCCGGUGUUCCUGAAAGUUGAGCAGGGUUUUCUUUUUUCUAUGCUAAUUUUUCUUCAUUUUGGGGUCGGUAUUCUGAUUUUCUAGUGAGAUGCAAAUUGACCCUCCUAAUGGUUAUAGAAGAAAUGAAGAAUGGUUUUAUUAUAGGUUUCGUUAUUUUUUUUACUGUUAUUAACAGAAAAAAAAAAAAAAAAAAUCUCCUUCUCGUGUAUUUGGAGCUUUAACUUUUGAUGUUCAAAUUUUGAUGCUGUCUGCAUAUUGGCAUUUGAAUUAGUCACUGGAGGGAUGUCAAUUAACACUACUUAUGAUAGCUAUUCCUGUACCUGCAGCAAUUGUUGCCCUGAAAUAUUCUGUUCUUGCUUGGA